This is a messenger RNA of Camellia sinensis, 660 nucleotides long. The record is from RefSeq and is a predicted model, not a curated record. Lineage: Eukaryota; Viridiplantae; Streptophyta; Magnoliopsida; Ericales; Theaceae.
AUGGCAAUGGCUGUUGCUCUUUCAUCUUCAUCUUCAGUUCUUUUAUUUUCCUCAUCCACAACUUGGAGAGGCCUAGUUGGACCCGAAAUAUCCAAACAACUCCUAAAUCUCAGCGGAAUUGCGACGGUGCGUCCUGGUGGUCGUGGUUGGGGGUCCCACAAAGUCACCGAAAUUUCUGCUUCGAUAUCAUCUAAGCCCAAGGAAGAGCUACGCACCAGGCCCGAUGAGCUAGUCAACUCCAUUCUUUCCAUGGUUACACAAAUAGAUAGAAGAGUUUUGCUGACAAGGGAUGAACACAACAAGGUAGCUGAAGUGGCCCAAGAAUUGGGAAGAUUUUGUGUUGAUGAGCCUGUAAAAUGCCCUCUUAUAUUUGGAGAGUGGGAUGUGGUGUAUUGUUCUGUGUCUACAUCACCUGGAAGUGGAUACAGGAGUGCAUUCGGCCGUCUUGUUUUCAAAACAAAAGAAAUGAUUCAGUUUGUUGAAGCUCCUGACACUGUGAGGAACAGAGUAUCCUUUUCUGCUUUCGGGUUCCUUGAUGGAGAGGUCUCUUUGGAUGGAAAAUUGAAGGCUCUAGAUGGAAGUGCUGACGUUGCUACCGUAGCUACAGUCGUUGGAGGGCUGCUUCUCAAUCUCAAUCUAUGUGCUGAGGUUCUGCUAUGA